GGGAGACUACCUGCGGUGCUGCAGGUUCUGUUACCCUUUAUGUGCGUUUGUCAUUCUUGCUGCUUGUGUGGUCGCAUGUGUUGGCUUAGUCUGGAUGCAGGUGGCUCUCAAGGAGGACUUGGAUGCAAUAAAGGAGAAGUUUCGAACUAUGGAAUCUAAUCAAAAGACAUCAUUCCAAGAAAUUCCUAAACUGAAUGAAGAUUUGGUGCAGAACCAAAAGCAGCUAGAACAAAUUGAGACUGGAGAACUGGGCCUGAGUAAAAUUUGGAUCAAUAUCACAGAGAUCAAUAAACAGAUAUCACUAUUAACCUCAACAGUAAAUCAUCUCAAAAACAAUAUAAAAUCUGCUGCUGACCUGAUUUCUCUUCCCCUCACAGUAGAGAAACUUCAGAAGACUGUAGCCAACAUAGGUAGCACCCUUACUAGUGUGGCUCAUGAUGUUGAAAAUAUACAGACAGCUAUUGAGGAAUACAAGAAAUCCAUAGAAAUACUCCAGAAUGAUGUGAAGGAAUUAAAACAGCUGCCUUCACUUCCCUCCACUGUUGUGCCAAGGACUGAGGGAAAUCAGACAGAAUACUGUAAAAAGGAAAGCCAGGCACUGCAUGCAGCUUUGGAACAGCUAAAUAAUACUGUAGUGGUGUACCAAAAGUUGAAUGACAUCAAGCUUCUAAAUGUGGAUUCAGCCAUUGGCAACCUCAGCCGGAAAGUUACGCUGUUGGAAAACUCUCCCCUGGUUGUGAAAAACCCGGACAAAAGAGAGAACUCAUCCACCAUCGUGGGGAAUAAUGCAACUACCUCUCUAAAUGUGGAAAAUGAAGAUCAACUAGAUAGUGAAACUCAGUCAAAAAAAGAACUGAAGGAAGCAGGAACUACUAGAGAUCCUCAGGUAUCAAAACUAAAAGAGACUCUUCAGCUGAUCAGUGCUCUCACAAGCAAGUCAGAAAAUGACAGACCCAUUGAGGCAUCAAAGAAUGUUGAAGGUAGUCAGACUACUACAGCAAAGCCCACAGACCUUUCAAGGGUGGCUUCAAGGUCAGCUGGUGACAACACAGAGAGAAAUGGGCAGCUGAGCCAUCUGUCCUUGCCAGGAAUUUCCAGCAUCGAAGAUCUUCAGAAACUGUUUGAAAAAGCACCUGCAGAUGCUGAUGGAAAACUCUCUUACAAAGACCUUCAAAAGCUGUUUGGCUCCACAGCCCAAGAAUCAGAGAGCUUUAAGGAGUUUGACACAGAUGGAGAUGAGAAAUACACACUGAAAGAACUGAGAUCAGCAUUAGGUCUAUAGGGUGUAUGUUUAGGAAUGUGAUAUUGGUGGAUGUUACUGUAGCUAAAGGAAGCUACAGACAUGAAAAUCUGUGGCUGCACUUUCCCAGUGUUUGACUGAUCUUUGGAGCUAAAUUACUGUACACAUUGCCACCUCUUUUUCAGUUGCAUUUAUUGAAAAGAAAUUUACAAAUUUAUAUGUCAAUAGGACAUAAUAUUGGGACUUUGUUAAAAUCAAGAAAAUUCCCAAACUUGGAAACAUUUUCCUCUCAUUAUUUCCUUUUCAAGGGAGUUAUUGCUUAUAAUUUAAAAUGUGUACAUACUAAAAUAAAACUAUGGUUUUAUAUUUCACUGAAAUUUGCCUUAAAUUAGAGAGCUGCACUUUAUGUAGAGCAGAAGGGAAAUCUGUCUUGUGAAGAUGGGCUGCUUCUGCUUGUAAAUAUUUGAGAUAGAGUAAAUUAUGCAUAUUUAAGGACAAGUUGUGUCAGGGGCUGUGUUGGUAGUAAUCUGUUUAUAAUGAGAGACUGAGCCUGGAAUGGAGGUUUAAGAGAUUCAGCUAAAUUUCUGAUUUUUACUAACUAUAUCCAUGAAUAAAUUUGGCCUCAGAGGAAAGCAGGAGGGGUAAGUCCUGCCCAUCUAUAGCAGGAUGUAUUUUUAAAGGGAAGAGUUGAAAGUUUUUAUAUCAUGAGCCUACAGGAGCAAUUAACUUGCUGAGUGCUUGAGUUUUCACUUCAGCGUUGUUUAGGCUUUGCUGUGUUGCAUUCAGAUUAUAUUUUGUGAGAUGAGCCUGUCUAUUUAUUUUUUUUAAAUGAACAUAUUUAAUAGCUUUAAUAGAUGCUUAAGAGGUAAAAGCCUCCAGUGCAGCCUGCUGAGCAGCACCUGAGCAGUUCAUAUCUCAGUGGUGCUCUGGUACACUCCAGGAGUGUGAGCAGGUGGGAAGGCCCAGAGAACACUUGGGAGCUCUUUCCUGGCUAUUGUGACCGUGAUCCCUUCUUGGUACCUUUAUUUUUUGUCUCCUUGCCAGCAGAAGGAUGUAAAAAGCUGUGUAGGCAUGUGCAAUCCCAUCAUCAUUCUGUACUGACACAUGGUUUGUAAGUGAGGUUUCCUUACUAAAGGAACUUAGAUCAUAGUAGUGGAUCUAAACACAGAGUGUAUUUAUCACCUUCUGGAACAUUGAAAAAUUACUUUUGCAGAGGGGAUUCUCUUGCAGGGUAGAUGAGGGCCAAGUUGGGUAAUUGUGCUCACAAAUAUCGCUGAUCUUGUUAAAGAGUUUUUUGCAUGAUUAGUGAGUUGAAAUUUCCCACCUCGCUGAAACAUCAGCUUAUGAGGAAGUCAGUUCAUAAAUGUUGACUUUUAUAUUACUUUAGACUGGAUGUUUUAUCAAUAAUUGUAUUUUGGAAGUAUGAAUCAGCAAAGGAAUGUACAAAUUGGAGCCCUGUUACCCAUUUCCUAGGCUUCUUUCACUGUUGCUCUUCUAUCCUGUUUGGGUAAUGCAGAUGCCACCCAGUACCAAAAUGCUUUUGAUGUGACAUUUGAAAACACCGUAUUUAAAAACAAAACCAAACCAACCAACCUUGGCUUCAGAGAGGACAAGAAGCCAACACUUGCUUCUUGCCACUUCCCAUACCCUUUUAUACAUUACUGUAUAAAUCCUUAACCAAAUAAAGAAAAAAAAAGCAAUAAAAUGUAACCAUUCUGAUAUUUUAUUUGUACAUAAUGUAUCAUAGCCAUAUGCCAGAGUUUGCAAAAUAUUUUUGGAAGUUUAUUUGUAUGAAAUUUAACUUUAUCUUAAAAUUUAAAAGAUUAUAGUACUGCCUUGUGAA
Messenger RNA from Zonotrichia albicollis (white-throated sparrow), 3083 nucleotides. The record is from RefSeq and is a predicted model, not a curated record. NCBI's taxonomy places the organism in Eukaryota, Metazoa, Chordata, Aves, Passeriformes, Passerellidae.